AUGGGGAGGAGCGUUGGGCGGCGGCGAGAGGGAGGCAGUGGGGUGGGGGAGGGGGGGGGGGGGGCGAUUUACACUUGGGUGGUCUUCUUGAGCUCGACGUCGGCGGCGGUGGCGGCGGCGGCGGCGGUGGCGGAGUCGUCGAUGUACUUGCCCCAGAACCAGUGCUUCUUCCAGACCCGGGUCAUCUCUUCGAUGGGGACGUUCUUGGUCUCGGGGAGGAAGAAGUAG
This is a messenger RNA of Spirodela intermedia, 228 nucleotides long. The record is from the annotation of a GenBank genome assembly. Lineage: Eukaryota; Viridiplantae; Streptophyta; Magnoliopsida; Alismatales; Araceae.